Purpureocillium lilacinum is the source of this 483-nucleotide messenger RNA. The record is from RefSeq and is a predicted model, not a curated record. Lineage: Eukaryota; Fungi; Ascomycota; Sordariomycetes; Hypocreales; Ophiocordycipitaceae.
AUGCACCCGCCAUGUCGCCUCAUCACCAGCACCACACAUUGUUCCUGUAAGUGGCUGACGGCGACAAGCAAGAAAAAAGAAAUACCAGGGCAAAAGAUCUAUUAUCAGCCAUGUAUCUGCAUCGUCACGCUGACAGACAUGGUCCCUCGCGGCGCAUCAAACUUGGCAGCACGGCAGCAAACAUGCCCACCCAUCCAGCGUCAUGAUCCUCCUCAACACCAAGACCCCUCUCUCCACCGUCUUCACAUCCCACCCCAUCCCGCGCCAGGGGUUCAACCAGGGAAGCAAACACACGCAACCCGGAACCCUACGAUACCCUGCAGACAGGACCACACACACACACAUGCCGGGCCGGACACACAAUCCUCUCUCACCAAAAACGCAUCAAUAGUCUGUCGCCCUAUGAGGUCAUCCCGCGACAGGGGUCUGUCUACCCUCCCCAAAAACCCUCCGAACCCCUCCCCGCCCAUUGCUAUUAUGUAG